GGCUUCUGGUCAGAGCUCUGCUGAUUCACUCUGAUUCAGCCGACGGCUGCAGCAUGAACCUGCCCGAGGGGUGUCAAGGGGACCGGAACAAGGAAGCCGCCUCGUUAUUUCACCUCUCGAAGUGCGUUCACAAGGAGAUGUCACAACAGUUACAAGGAAGCAGGAACAUGAGACGUUCUGACUCAGCGGGCACGUUGGGAGGAAGCCAUUAGUUCCUGUAAUGUUGUUGGCUCCCCCUCCUUUAGGCCAGUUGGUACAGCCCGUUUGCUCCUUGCCCUCUCACCGUAUACCGUUUGCUCAAACCCAGAAGUUGGCCGGAGGAGCUGGCGGCUGGUAGGUGAUGCUCAGGGGUCUGGCUGCACUGAGGGCCAUGGCGGACAGGAGCAUCCACUCCGGGAACAUCUCCUCCAUCCAUAACGUCCCCGUGCGGGUUCUGAUCCGACCCAUCCCACCGGAGUUGGAGGAGAGCAAGGUGGAGAGCAAGGUGGAGAGCCUGAUGGAGACCAUACAGAAGGACGAGGACCUGGUGCCCCCCAUUGACGUUCUCUGGAUAAAAGGCCGGAACGGGGGCGAUUAUUUCUAUUCGUUCGGCGGGUGUCAUCGCUACGCGGCAUAUCAGAGGUUAAACAGGGAGACCAUUCCCGGCAAAAUCAUCCAGUCCUCUGUCAGCGACCUGCGGACUUACCUGGGAUCCAGCACCCCCGACCUGCAGUAGCCUCCGCCUGGGGCAUUUGGACACCGGAGGAGCCCCGAGACGAGGAGUCACCCCGACGAGUACAAAAUCAGGACCUUCUGCAUUGGAAAGAAUUGUAGGAGUUUGUGCCGUUACUGAAACACGCGUGAGACGUCUGCCUCUGUCUCAAAUAGUAUGCGGCCUCGCCAACAAAACAUGUGGCCCCUAGAAGAGCAAAUGGAGACACAGCAGACACAUUCAAACAGGCCAAGGGACCAAAUCAAGUCCAAAAGGGGAACUAAAGGGCAUAGAAAGCUUGGGGCCGAAGGGUAAUGUAAGAAAACGCUACUUUACAGAAAGGGAAGUAGAUCCCUGGAAUAGACUUCCAGUAGAAGUGGUACAAACAGCGAAGGCACUCAAUCAGGCCUGGGAUGUGCAUGAGCCGAUUGUUUCCGCCAUCACUGUCUAAACACAGAGCUCUUCCUCGUUGUGCUCGCUCCAUACCGUCUGCCUCUUGAUACGGAAGAGAUUUCUAAACCCCCGCAGAGCACUUCCUCGUUGUGCUCACUCCAUAUCGGAUUAGAUUGUUGAUGAGAUAAUUAUGUUAUAUUUCCUUUAGAAAUCUAUAAAUUCCUAAAAUGAGUUUUGGGCGGAAAUUAUAACUGCAAACGCUGCACACACGCAAACCACACACUGCACACACACAACCCACAUGCUGCACACAUGCAAAGCGCACGCCAACCACACGCUGCACACACACAAACCACACGGACACCACAAAGUCCGUUCAGUUGUAUCUUUAUGGUAUGUUUCCUCCUCGGUCAGCAUGUAUCCGGACGGGAUUCUUCCCCCUCUGUGCCCCGGAGGUUUUGUCUGAAUAAAGUGAGAUUUUGUUCCGUGACAUAA
Molecule: messenger RNA, 1579 nt
Organism: Spea bombifrons (plains spadefoot toad)
Lineage: Eukaryota; Metazoa; Chordata; Amphibia; Anura; Pelobatidae
Gene: SRXN1
Product: sulfiredoxin 1
Exons: 2
Coding region: 341-715 (124 amino acids)
Biological process (GO): cellular response to oxidative stress
Cellular component (GO): cytoplasm
Molecular function (GO): sulfiredoxin activity
Source: RefSeq, a predicted model, not a curated record